AUGGUGGUAGAAGAUCGGAUGAGCUAUAUUUGGCCUGUCUCUGCGCGGAUAUCAUACCCAAGCCGUGUUGGUUGGAGCUCGGAUGAGUUUUAUUUUGCCUGUCUCUUUGGAUAUCACCCAUGCGAUGUUGAUAGGAUCUCGGAUGAGCUUUAUUUGUCCUGUCUCUGCGCGGAUAUCAUACCCAAGCCAUGUGCCUGCGCCAAUUGCCCCGAUGGUUUUCUCAGUUUUGGUAGUUCCUGUUACCAUUUCAGCCAUGAUACGGAAACGUGGCUAGAUGCCGUGGUGGCCUGUGAUAGGCUGUACAAGGGUCAUCUGGCGGAGAUAGACGACAUCGGGGAGAACCAGUUCUUGCUGCGUGAGGCAGAGCAAAUCCGAACCGAGUACUGGAUAGGCGGGUCAGACCUUCAAGUAACGGGCGUUUGGCGUUGGUAUACGACACAAGAUCCUAUUGGGACGGAGUUCAACUCGUGGUAUCCUGGUAACCCAAGCGGAAAUGGUGAAGACUGUAUGGAAAUUGUGCUCAAUCCUCAAAACCAGGCUUUCUGGAACGACCAGACUUGUCACGAUAUGCAGCAUUAUAUCUGCGAGAUACAUUCAGAUAUGGUGUCUGAACCGAUUGGCUGAGAGAUUACUGUUUGGUCCAGUGUAACAACUUCUGCAUCAAUAAAGAAAUUGAAAAGGCG
Messenger RNA from Mya arenaria, 683 nucleotides. RefSeq names its product perlucin-like protein. NCBI's taxonomy places the organism in Eukaryota, Metazoa, Mollusca, Bivalvia, Myida, Myidae. Gene Ontology annotation, molecular function: signaling receptor activity. The coding region runs from base 1 to 624 and encodes 207 amino acids. The transcript is spliced from 5 exons. The record is from RefSeq and is a predicted model, not a curated record.